GGCAAAGAAAGAGAAUCCACACUCUUCUUUCUCCUUUAUCUGAUCCCUUCGUCGUACCGACCCUUCCUCAGGAAACAUGUCCACGAACCCUCAUCUGACCAUGGACCCCAAAAAGAUGGGGCUCGGACGCUCCAUUGCUGUGCUGACGUCAGGAGGAGACGCCCAAGGAAUGAACGCUGCCGUGAGAGCCACAGUGAGAGUUGGUCUCUACACCGGAGCUAAAGUGUACUUUGUUCACGAGGGCUACCAGGGCCUGGUGGACGGAGGGGACAACAUCCGCCUCGCCACAUGGGAGAGUGUGUCCAUGAUGCUUCAGCUGGGAGGCACUGUUAUCGGCAGUGCCCGCUCCAAGGACUUCAUGACCAGGGAGGGUCGUAUGAAGGCAGCCCAGAACCUGGUGAAGCUGGGCAUCACCAACCUGUGUGUGAUCGGAGGCGACGGCAGCCUGACAGGAGCCAACGAUUUCAGGACUGAGUGGACCGGGCUGCUGCUCGACCUGGUCGAAGCCGGUACUAUUACGGAAACAGAAGCCAAGAAAUCUACCCACCUGAAUAUCGUUGGCAUGGUCGGCUCCAUCGACAAUGACUUCUGCGGCACUGACAUGACCAUCGGCACCGACUCCGCCCUGCACCGCAUCAUGGAGGUGGUGGACUCCAUCACCACCACAGCACAGAGCCACCAGAGGACGUUCAUCCUGGAAGUGAUGGGCAGACACUGUGGGUACCUGGCUCUGGUGACCGCUUUGGCCUGCGGUGCAGACUGGGUGUUCAUCCCUGAGAUGCCCCCAGCUGACGACUGGGAGGACCACCUGUGCAGGAGGCUGAUGGAUCAAAGGGGCCGAGGCUCUCGUCUGAAUGUGAUCAUCGUGGCUGAGGGAGCAGUGUCCAGUGAUGGUAGCCCGAUUACAUCUGACCUGAUCAAAAAGCUGGUGACUGACAGGCUCGGCUUCGAUACUCGCACCACUGUUCUCGGACACGUACAGAGAGGAGGCACGCCCUCCGCCUUCGACAGGGUCCUUGGCAGCAGGAUGGGUGUGGAGGCCGUGAUGGCGCUGCUGGAGGCCACUCCAGAGACGCCCGCCUGUGUUGUCAGCCUGUCCGGAAACCAGGCCGUCAGACUGCCGCUCAUGGAGUGUGUGCAGCUGACCAAAGAUGUGACUGCUGCCAUGGCUGAGGGCCGAUAUGAGGAUGCUAUCAAGCUCAGGGGAAAGAGUUUCGAGAACAACUGGAACACAUACAAACUUUUGGCUCACAUCAACCCUCCAGAUGUCAAGAGCAACAUCAAUGUGGCCAUCGUGAACGUUGGCGCCCCCUGUGCUGGCAUGAACGCCGCAGUCCGUGCAGCAGUCAGAAUGGGCAUCAUCCAGGGUCACAACAUGCUGGCGGUCCAUGACGGCUUUGACGGUCUGGCUGACGGACAGAUUGAGCCCAUCAACUGGACCUCAGUGAGUGGCUGGAUUGGAAAGGGGGGCUCAAUGCUGGGCACCAAGAGAUCCUUGCCAUCCAAGAAUAUGGAGAAAAUCAGCCAGAACAUUGCCAAGUUCAACAUCCACGCUUUGGUGAUCAUUGGUGGAUUUGAGGCAUACAUGGGAGGCCUGGAGCUGGUUCAGGCCAGAGAGAAUUUCGAGGAGAUGUGCAUUCCGAUGGUCGUCAUCCCCGCCACCGUCUCCAACAACGUCCCAGGCUCUGACUUCAGCAUUGGCGCUGACACUGCCCUCAACGCCAUCACCUUGACCUGUGACAGGAUCAAGCAGUCUGCAGCAGGGACCAAGCGCCGCGUCUUCCUCGUUGAGACUGCGGGUGGAUACUGCGGCUACUUGGCCACGAUGGCUGGUCUGGCUGCUGGAGCCGACGCGGCCUACAUCUUUGAGGAAAAGUUCAACAUUAAGGACCUGGAGAUGAAUGUCGAUCAUCUCGUGCAGAAGAUGAAGACAACAGUGAAGAGAGGUUUGGUUCUCAGGAAUGAGAACUCCAAUGCCAACUACACCACUGACUUCAUCUUCAACCUGUACUCAGAGGAGGGCAAAGGCAUCUUCGACUGCCGCAAGAACGUUCUGGGACACAUGCAGCAGGGUGGCACCCCAACACCCUUCGACAGGAACUUUGGCACCAAAAUGGGCGCUAAGUCUGUCCUGUGGCUGACUGAGAAACUGAAGAUCUGCUACAGGCAUGGUCGCAUCUUCGCCAACACGCCCGACUCCGCCUGUGUGCUGGGCAUGAAGAAGAGAUCACUCACCUUCCAGCCCGUCACCGCCCUGAAGGAAGACACCGAUUUCGAGCACCGCAUCCCGAAGACACAGUGGUGGCUGAAGAUUAGGCCCAUCAUGAAGAUCCUGGCCCAUUACGACAUCAAGCUCGACACGUCUGAGCAUGCAGAUAUGGAGCAUGUACUUAAGAAGUCUUACUGAGGAGUAGACUCUCGUGGAGCACCGGGACAGAGCCUUGUUAAACACCUUUCUACCUGUCUCUUAACAUGAGCUGCUGUCUUACUCUUUCUUACCCUGAAUGUGCGCUUGCUCACUUAAUCUAGUGUUUUGUGGCAAUUCCAGCUCUUAAUGUGGAUCAAUUUUGCAAAUUAAAGAUGUCAUUCAAACAUA
Platichthys flesus (European flounder) is the source of this 2596-nucleotide messenger RNA. RefSeq names its product phosphofructokinase, muscle a (gene pfkma). NCBI's taxonomy places the organism in Eukaryota, Metazoa, Chordata, Actinopteri, Pleuronectiformes, Pleuronectidae. Gene Ontology annotation, biological process: canonical glycolysis; fructose 1,6-bisphosphate metabolic process; fructose 6-phosphate metabolic process. Gene Ontology annotation, molecular function: ATP binding; fructose-6-phosphate binding; AMP binding. The record is from RefSeq and is a predicted model, not a curated record. The coding region runs from base 77 to 2407 and encodes 776 amino acids. The transcript has 22 exons. Gene Ontology annotation, cellular component: membrane; cytoplasm; 6-phosphofructokinase complex.